CAAUUAUUUAGACAUGGUUAUUUCAUUUUUCUAAAUUGUAGACAUGGAUGGCAUCGUGGCCCUGAAAUACCGGCCUUUCAGUGCCGAUAAGGAGUUUACAAACUUACAGAGACAAGGCUCUGACGUUUUUGAGGUCGUCGUUAAGCCGGUGUCCUCUCCGAAUCGUCUGAAGAUUUAUGUCAUUGUUGGAACUGUUGUCGUAAUCAUAGGUAUUAUUGCAGCAGUAGUGGUCGCCACAACGCUGAGCGCAACGAAUGCGGCUGCAGUAAACAAACAGAAUCCACAACUACAAGGCACAGGUAAUGAUCUUCCCAGCUCUACCACUACAAACGAUGGUCGAGUGGAAACUACAGCUGACCCUACGGCAACAUCACAGACAAGUAGACAAACAAGUGUGUACGGAGUAUGGACAACAUGGGCGGGUUGGACAGCUUGUGAUGUCACGUGUGGCGGUGGUACUCGAUCAAGGACAAGAGUUUGUCAAAAGGCAUCAUCUUCAGAUCUUGAUUGUAUAGGAAGCUCGUCAGAGUCUCAGACUUGUAGCACAUGGCGUUGCCCAGUGUACGGAGUAUGGACAACAUGGGCGGGUUGGACAGCUUGUGAUGUCACGUGUGGCGGUGGUACUCGAUCAAGGACAAGAGUUUGUCAAAAGGCAUCAUCUUCAGAUCUUGAUUGUAUAGGAAGCUCGUCAGAGUCUCAGACUUGUAACACACGGAGUUGCCCAGUGUACGGAGUAUGGACAACAUGGGCGGGUUGGACAGCUUGUGAUGUCACGUGUGGCGGUGGUACUCGAUCAAGGACAAGAGUUUGUCAAAAGGCAUCAUCAUCAGAUCUUGAUUGUAUAGGAAGCUCGUCAGAGUCUCAGACUUGUAACACACGGAGUUGCCCAGUGUACGGAGUAUGGACAACAUGGGCGGGUUGGAGAGCUUGUGAUGUCACGUGUGGCGGUGGUACUCGAUCAAGGACAAGAGUUUGUCAAAAGGCAUCAUCUUCAGAUCUUGAUUGUAUAGGAAGCUCGUCAGAGUCUCAGACUUGUAACACACGGAGUUGCCCAGUGUACGGAGUAUGGACAACAUGGGCGGGUUGGACAGCUUGUGAUGUCACGUGUGGCGGUGGUACUCGAUCAAGAACAAGAGUUUGUCAACAGGCAUCAUCUUCAGAUCUUGAUUGUAUAGGAAGCUCGUCAGAGUCUCAGACUUGUAGCACAUGGAGUUGCCCAGGCGAUGAUCUUACCAGUUUUCCGACUACAAACGAUGGUCGAGUAGAAACUACAGCUGACCCUACGGCAAGAUCACAGACAAGUAGACAAACAAGUGUAGAACCAACAGCUGACGUCACGUCCAGAUUGGUGACAACUACACAAACUACAAAAUCUAAUUGGAUCUGGAAUAACUGGGGAGCCUGGACCUCCUGUGGAGCCACUUGUGGAACCGGAUACCACACCAGAUAUAGGACAUGUCUUCGAGCAACAAAUAGUGAUCCAAUCUGUCAGGGCGAAUAUGUGCAGACAACAACGUGUUCCUUGCCAACUUGUCCAGUGUACGGAGUAUGGACCACAUGGGCUGGUUGGAAAGCAUGUGAUGUCACGUGUGGCGGUGGUACUCGAUCGAGGACAAGAGUUUGUCAAAAGACAUCAUCUUCAGAUCUUGAUUGUGUAGGAAGCUCGUCACACUCUGAGACUUGUAACACGUGGAUUUGCCCAGAUUGUUCCCAGACCUGUACAACUGGUUCCCUAAACGCCGACUGUACGGCUUGUGAGUGUACAUCAAACACUGUACAAGGCCUUGUGCGUAACCAUGCUAACGUCCCUUUAAAAGAGGCUUCAAUCGCACAUGCGAGUGUUCCAUACAAGAGGUUAGCGACAACCAAUGAAACUGGUGGGUUUAUAUUGGAAACAACAUGUGACGCUGUAGAAAUCGUCAUUACCAGGAGUGGAUACGCUGACGUCACUGUUACAGUUACAGGAAACACUGUCAAGGUCCAGAUGUCACUCAUAGUGUAUCCAGCCAUCAGUAUGGAUCCAAGGUCACGUGUCCGUGUCCAGGGAGAAAAUGUCACGUUCUGCUGUGAAGCUUACGGAAAUCCUGCCAUCUCCAGUUACGAGUGGAUGAAGGAUGGUGUUUUAAUAGACGAUUCAAAGUACCCAGAUGGCUUUAACCUGACACUAAAUGAUGUUACUACAAGCGACAGUGGCGAGUACAAAUGUCGAGCUAACAGUCCAGUGGGGGCGGUGUACUCUUCACCUGCUCUACUGUCAGUAAAAGCAAUACAAUCGGAGUUUUGCGAGGACGCGUACGAGGAAAGGAAGAUAAGUCUGCCAUCUGACUGUGUGCAGGCUGACAGCACAACUCUGUAUGAAGUUGGAGGAUGCGCCAAAAAGACAUGUCGGGGUGACUCUAAUGAAGACGGCUUAUGUGGUCCUAGUAAAAAGUUCUGCUGCUUACCUUCGUCCGAGGAAGAACGGACCGUCCAGUGCAGUGGCUAUACCCUGAAAGUACUCAUUAUAACGGGAUGUUCCUGUGGCCAAUGUUCAUCUGGUGACAUCACGAUACAAGGACAAGCCAACGGCCUCAACAGUGGUAUCGCGUUGCGUCUUGGUACAGUCUACGUCAAUGGCUCGUCUGUUGCCAGGACAACAUUUUCCGGUUUGUUUUCGUUCACUGUACCCGCUGGCACUUUACACGUUGCGAUAACUCUUGAAGACACUUUACUUCAACACUCUACUGACAACUACAAAACUGAUAACAUUAGGCGAGUCUAUGGAAGGUAUUGUGUACCAGAAAAUAACGUUACUGGAAGCUGCAACUCCAGUAAGUAUUUCUCUAAUGUCGAAAAUACAAUUUCGAUGGGAAACAAUAGCGGUAUGCCGGCUGUAGCAGAGGUCAUUAUACCACCAAACUCAUUCGUGGACGCGUAUGGUAACCCGUACAAUGGUGUAGUGAAGGCAAGUGUCAACAUGUUUGAUCCUAGAAACUUGAGCAGUAUUUCAGUCGCGCCUGGAUCAUUUGAGUUUACUGAUGCGGAAGGUGAAACACAAAACCUCCAAACCUUUGGGGUUAUCGUAAUGGAAUUCAACGAUGAAUCAGGAAACAAGCUGAACGGUGCUGGAAAUGUGACUGUAAAUCUAGAUUCUACACUUGUUGAAAGCACGUAUUCGGGAAAUGUUAUAGAUGUGAAGCUAUGGGGUUUAAGCGAGGUGACUGGUCGAUGGGAAGAAGUGGGAUCUAUGGCCGUGGAUACAUCAAAACGGCGGAGGAGGCAAACUGCAGCGAACUACAUUGUAGGAACUCUCCCUAUCAGCGCAUACAGGGCUAUCAACUUAGACUGUUAUGCCGGGUUUCGGAGAUGUUAUUACAACAUGGUAGUCACAGAUACAAAUAAUAACCCAGUGAACGGUUACACUGUGCGAAUCAUACAUAUGACGUAUCCGGGGGAACGGUAUUCAGGCAGCACGUCCAAGUACGUCACAGCGGUCAAAGAAAUCGCGAGCAGCAGCAGAUACGCCCACCAUACAUUUUGCCGAAAGGACUCUUGGGGUUAUAUACAAGCUUAUAAAGGGGAUAUCAAAUAUAGCCCUGGCAAUUCCAGUUCAAGUGGGUUAUCAUCGUCCGCUAUUUCUCGCUUGGAUUAUCAGACAACUGCAGACCCGAUCAGCAUCAAAUCGAAGUUCUUGUUAUCAUCUGACGGCCCGUUUUAUUACUCGAGUAAUUCCCUGUCCUCACCGGCGACACAAAACCACUUUCGCUUCUAUGAACGUCAUACUUCGUUUUCAGAAUUUACACUUUUUGAUGAGGCCCCUCUUGAUGCACAUUCGAUGUCUUUGUCUGGCAAAGAUCACGGGCCAAUGUUAUGGUAUCCAUACAAAUUUGCCGAGCGAAUGGAAGACUUCAAAAUCUGCAUGAUAAAAAUUCUUGCAAUUGGACAAACAUCAGGACUUUCUUUUUCAGUUAAAAGUAAGGCUGGCAUGAAUAGCGGAAUAAAGGAUACAAUCCUCGGAGUUCGUCAGGUCGCCGUGGAGAACGGGGGAGCUUGCGUCGAAUACAAAUGUAGCGGUGUAUAUCCUUUAUUCAAAAGUAUGACGACUAAUGGACCUCGUAUGCAGAAUGAUAAAACAAAGAUCACGAUAACUCCACUAGGUAGAUUGUGCACGGUGUCAUGGGAGGGUGACAUCAAACAUUUAAAUGAAAAUUCAGGAUCAAGUAACGUAGGAAGUGUAUCCCAUGAAUGGGUUAUACCUGAAACUGAAGAGCAUGGUAUCUAUAUAUAUGAACAAAGUGGAAAAUAUCAAGAUUUCAUGGGGGGUAAGGCAAGGUCUAUUGUCCUUGACAUGUGUAAAGCAGGAAAAAAUGAUCCACCAAAUACAUUGAAUCCGCCCCUGAAUUCAGAUGGCCCUGCGCUCAGGUACACGUGUAUAUAAGCUGAACGGACUACGGUUUAACAUCUCUUAAGACAGAUAUCUAAAUAUUAAUGCAAGAAUAUACUUCAGAACUUAAGAUAAGUUUCCCCAAUAAAGGAUGCACACCUCUGGGGUGUCAACAAUGACUGUAUUAAACCUUUUUCUCAUAUAUAUAUUUUGGAAACGAAAGUUGAUGGCUUGGCAGAAAAUUUAAGAAGAAUUACAUUUCCGUUAUUUUUUCCUAUGAUUAGUCACAGAUAGCAAUUUGACAUAAUAUGUUAUUUUAAGUGAAAAUGCUGUUUUGACGUUUUACUGGACAAAACCGUACAAUAUCUUCCGUAGUGUUUUCAGAUAUGUAUGUAUGUAUGCUUGUAGAACUGACAUGGUGAACAUAUCUUUAAAUAUUGUAGUCCGCUAGUUUCAGUUUUAAAUUCAACCUAUUGUCAUUCACCCUUACACUGCUGUAAACAUUUGAAUUUACAACCAAUGUUAAUGAGAAAGGAAAGUUUUAAUGGGUAUUCUUUGACCGUAAGGUAUAAAAUAAAAUACAUUUAAGAAAAAACAUUUUCUUGCGUAUAGUAUCGCCUUUUAAAUUAAAUGCAGAUGCAACCACAUGUUUUUCAGAUAACACAUACUCUUCAUGUAGCUUUUUCUCCCAUAAUACAGAUAGCUUUUAAGAUAAUGAUUCGUUAGUUCAUUAUUAUUUCGGCACUGAAGGUCUAUAGAGUAAUGUAGUAGUCUAUUUGUUAUCAAUCUAUUCACUUCACUGGUUUGCUGUAUUACGAGAGGGUAGGAGACAAAUCAAUUGGUUAUAAUUCUAUUACAUGUUCAGUUUCAAUCCAACUGUUUAAAACAUUGUGCAUUUGCUGAAGUCAUGCCGAGUAUUCAAAUGUUAAUUUCCCUUUUUUA
Messenger RNA from Pecten maximus, 5305 nucleotides. RefSeq names its product cartilage intermediate layer protein 2-like. NCBI's taxonomy places the organism in Eukaryota, Metazoa, Mollusca, Bivalvia, Pectinida, Pectinidae. The record is from RefSeq and is a predicted model, not a curated record.